ACAAAAGUUUAAAAAAAAUUUAAAAUGAAUAUUUCGCAAAAAGUUUUAAUUAAACAAAAAAAUAAAUUUAAAAAACAAAAUUAACAAAAAAUUUAAUUAAAAAAAUCAAGUGCUAAUUCUUACUAAGAGCUUCCUUUUUAAAAAAUUUCCCCUAAAACGUUUAAAACUUUUAACAAAAUUCUUCCCUCUUUUAACGUAAAAAAGUUUUCGGUUCUUUUAUUUUUGCGUUAAAAAGUCUAAAUUUUCGUUUUUCCCCCUUUAUUGUCCCCUUAUUUUGAAGUAAAACUAACUUGAACUCAAACAUGUCUACUGGUCGUCGUUUAGCUAAACGCUCUAUAAUCGGCACUAAAGUUUGUGCUCCCGGACCCGAUGGUCUUUGGUAUUCGGGUGUUAUACAAGAUGUUAAAACACCACCCUCGGCAACGGUAACUAGUGCAACGGCUAGCUCAUCUAGUUCACCACCACAAGAAACCAAAUACAUUGUACGUUUCGAUUUUAAGACCCAAGACAGUGCCAUGGAAUCACGUCGUGCGGUUAGUGUUCAUAUAAGUCCGGCUCAGUCGUUGCGUCGUAAUGCUAUGAUUAAAGAAUUUCUUGAAUCGGAUUUAAUCGGUCCCGGUUUUCGUUCGAUAAUGGGUGUUAAACUGCAAUCGGGUCAGCGUGUCUAUUUAACGUAUAAUGGUCGUGAGACAUCAGGAGAUGUGAUUACACAUGAUCACGAAAAGGAUGAGGUUCUGGUGAAGAUCACAACUAUUGGAAGUGAGGUAAGUGAUAAAGGUUUUAUGUUUUAAAAUUAUAUACUAAGAUAGGGUCUAGUAGUGUAGGAAUAAAAACUUUUUUGUUGACUCAAAUGGUCGAAAAUUUGGUUGUUUGAAAGAUUCGUUACAAACAAUCCUUUGAACAUUCCUGGGUCCCAGGUAAAAAUUAAAUUUUUUCGGUUUGUUAGAGAGAUGUAGGGAAUGCAUCUGAAUGUAAGACUUAGCAACAAAUAAGGAGGUAGUUUCAGAUCUCAAGCGUUUAUCCUUUUAUCCGAUCUCGUCUGUAAUUCCUGGAUUAACAGAAGUCUGUUCAAGAAAAGCUAUUUCGUGCAAAAAUUUCAUGAGAUUCUUUUGACUUUUCUCUUGAACAAAACUCUAGCUACUUAUGAUCUGGGUCGAACUUCUGUAUAAAGUUUUGAUCUGGAACUACUAGAUGAUUUUUAGAAGUCUAUGUGUAUCUGAUUUUAUUUAUAUGUGUAUCGGAUUUUAUGUCCUUAUUUAGCGUCUCGAGAGUGGACUCCUAUAAGAGGUUUUAGCUUCAGUAUUUAACUUUAGCUUUAGAUUUCAAAAUCUCACCAUAUUCACCUCGUUACCUCGUUUUUCCCGGUGGAAAGAAUCUAUUAAUUGGCUGAUGCAAAAACAAAGUUCUUCAAGACAUCACUUAAAUUGGAAAGAAGUGGUGGAGUAACCUUUUCCUCAAAAAUGUAAGAGAGAUUCAUUGGAGUUUUUUUCAAGCUCUCCUCCUUUGCUCUGGACAAUCUGUGUAUCCAUUUCUGGGAACCUAACUUGCUUCACUCACUCACUACUACAAAGUAAUGCGAACAAUGCAAUAUUUUGCCCUGAAAAUUCUAGCUUCAAUGGACAAAGUAGGAUCCUCUGGUCUGUUCGUGAAAUCUUAUUCAUGUUCCUAAGCGAUACAAACGAUACAAUCUCCGUAACCAAUCUAUGUUUAUUACUCUUCUCUGCCUCGUCAAUUUUACUAACCAAAAAACUUAUAAGGGAUUCAUUCUUCUCUGUAGACUCUUCUUCUUUACUUAAAUCAUUCUAAGCAUCCAUUUUUUAUAUCUUAAGUUUCGAUAUUCCCGAAGAAAUUCUUUUUAUGCCUCGAAAAUUUUAACUCUAACUGACAAAGUUAGUUUCCCUAUCCAGUUUAUAACAAUCUACUUAUAAUAAACCUCUUCCAAUUCGCUUUUGAAAAAGUCCAACUAUCUCUUGAAAUAAAGACCUACUGGUUAUUUUUAAGAAAUAGAAAUACCUCUAGUCUGUCGGGACUAUAAAAAGGUGAAGUCAAAUGUAUCCUCGGACUUUCUUUGGAAUGAUUUGACAUGGGUUCGAACCAGGGAGUCUUAUAAUCUGGUACCAAGGGAACCAGUAGCCCAUAGGGCAGAAUUUCAGACUUUGUCUUGUCCCAGUUAUUGGUCCCUUCGGACUGAAAGAGAAGAGAAUGUUGGUUAAAAGAUACAUUGUAAAGUCUUUAAUUCGGGAUAAGUUCUGUGCUGUUGCCGAGACAACAGAUAUCCAGCAGAGGAGUGACUGUAGGUCUAAGCGGAUGACAGAAAGUUCACGUACGAAAGUGAGAGGUUGAAGAUAUCUUUUGGGGUUAGCAAGACAGCACCCAAGAUCUUAGCUCUGCGAGACCCUAAUGUUAGACAGUUACAUUAGAUAUGUUCUGAGAUUUCAUCUUGUAGGCCACAGAAUCUGCAUAGUUUCGUUGAAGAGUUGCCUAGAAUGAAUUGAUGGUAUCUGUGACCACAAUGUCCAGUAAGUAAUCCCGUUAGUACUCUGAGAUCGCUUUUAUUGAGCGCUAAUAGCUUUUGGGAUUUUCCCUUUGACAGUGUAAUAAAACGUUUUGUCUGUCUGAGACCUGGUAUUGCUUUCCAAUGGCGAAAAAAUUCAGAUUUCACUCAAGAGUCACAUUUAGCUAUGGCGUAUCCUCGGGGAAUGCCAAAGAUUAGUUGACGACGAGCUCCCCUAUUUGCCAGAGUGACCCUUAUGGCAAGGUACCCAACACAAAGUCAGUUUGUUAUGUUUGCC
Lucilia sericata (common green bottle fly) is the source of this 2792-nucleotide messenger RNA. RefSeq lists its product as uncharacterized. Gene Ontology annotation, cellular component: nucleus. Gene Ontology annotation, biological process: regulation of transcription by RNA polymerase II. The coding region runs from base 303 to 791 and encodes 162 amino acids. NCBI's taxonomy places the organism in Eukaryota, Metazoa, Arthropoda, Insecta, Diptera, Calliphoridae. The record is from RefSeq and is a predicted model, not a curated record. The transcript has a single exon. Gene Ontology annotation, molecular function: RNA polymerase II cis-regulatory region sequence-specific DNA binding; DNA-binding transcription factor activity.